Momordica charantia (bitter melon) is the source of this 2065-nucleotide messenger RNA. Its product is annotated as alpha/beta-Hydrolases superfamily protein. The record is from RefSeq and is a predicted model, not a curated record. Gene Ontology annotation, biological process: lipid catabolic process. Lineage: Eukaryota; Viridiplantae; Streptophyta; Magnoliopsida; Cucurbitales; Cucurbitaceae.
AAGAAGAAGAAAAGAAGAAAAGAAGAGAAAAGACAAAGAAAAGAAAAAGAAAAAGAAGACGGCUUUGCUUUGAGAAUUUUACUGUACACGAAAACCACAAAUCACAGAGAAGACGAACAACAAUCCAAAGAUUGACAGACAGAUUCAGAUUGUAGAAGACGACGAUUCAGUACAGCAAAAAACAUCUCUCUCUCUAUCUCUCUUCCCUUCAAAUCCCGAAUUUCAAAGCCAUAGCUGAAAAAAGCUUCCACUACUCUGAGUCUGAGCUCACAAUCGCAGCAAUUUCUUCUUCUUCACCUCAGUUUCCUCUGUUUCUCUGUGUUCCUGCGAUACCCAUUUGGAUUUCAAUUUCAAUUUCUCUCCAAUGUCCUUCUCCUGCGGAAUCGAGUGCGUCGUCGUGUUGGGUUGCUUGCGCUGGGCAUGGAAGCGCUGCACUUACAUCGGCUCCUACGACAGCGUCUCAUGGCCCCCCGCCACUGUCGACGAUUUCGAGUCCGUCCCUCGAAUCUGCCGCUUGGUCCUCGCCGUCUACGAAUCCGAUCUUCAGAACCCCCAAUUCCUCCCCUCUGGGGGCUACCGCCCCAACCCCCAAUGGCUCAUCAAGCGCGUCACUUACGAGCAGACACUGGGUAGGGCUCCGCCCUACAUAAUCUACGUCGACCACGACCAUCGCGAGAUUGUUCUCGCCAUUCGCGGUCUUAAUCUGGUGAAGGAGAGUGAUUACAAGCUGUUGCUGGAUAAUCGAUUGGGGAUGCAGAUGUUCGAUGGUGGGUUUGUUCAUCACGGCCUUUUGAAAUCUGCCAUUUGGUUGCUGAAUCAGGAGUCCGAGACGCUGCAACGCCUCUGGGUUGAGAAUGGAUCGGAUUAUAAUAUGGUUUUUGCGGGUCAUUCUUUGGGGUCUGGUGUGGCGGCGUUGCUCACUGUGGUUGUGGUUAAUCAUCGGAAUCGAUUGGGGGGGAUUCCGAGGAGUAAGGUCCGGUGCUAUGCGCUGGCGCCGGCGAGGUGUAUGUCGCUUAAUUUGGCCGUCAAGUAUGCGGAUGUGAUUAAUUCAGUGAUUUUGCAGGAUGAUUUCUUACCAAGAACUGCCACACCCUUGGAAGAUAUAUUCAAGUCAAUCUUUUGUUUGCCUUGCCUAUUAUUUAUGGUUUGCCUGAGGGAUACCUUCAUACCUGAGGGUCGAAAACUGCGGGAUCAAAGAAGACUAUAUGCACCUGGAAGAAUGUAUCAUGUUGUUGAAAGAAAAUUUUGCAGAUGUGGGAGGUUUCCUCCUGAAGUUAGAACUGCUAUUCCCGUCGAUGGAAGAUUUGAACAUAUUGUCUUGUCGUGUAAUGCCACAUCUGAUCAUGGGAUUAUAUGGAUUGAAAAAGAAGCAGGGAAGGCCUUGGAAUUAAUGAAAGAAACCUCUGAUAGUACGUCCACAACUGCACCAAAAAUACCAAGGUUUGAGAGGAAGAAAACCCUUGAUAAAGAGCACAAAGAUGCUUUGGACAGAGCUGUUAGUCUGAAUGUUCCUCAUGCAGUCGACCCGAUGGAGGAGGAGAAUUCUCGUCACGAGGGUGAAACAGAAGAGCCCUCUUCAAGUCAAAGUGGAGACUCCUCAACAAAGAUGAAACCCACUUCUGGCCGGACAAACUGGGAUGAUGUGGUCGGAAAGCUAUUUCAUCAGAAUGAAUCGGGAGACCUGCAUCUCAGAAAAGAAGCAGCAACAGUAGAAGAUAAUGUCCCUCAGUCUCAAUAACAUUGUUGCUUCAUUCUUCUACGUUCAAGUCAGUUCGAGGUUAGAUUUCCAUAUGCAUAUCCCAUCUGUUGUGAGUAUGAGUAUAGGAUCAUAUUCUUCAUGUGUUUUGAAUUUUUUUUUUUUUUUUGGUCUGUAAAAUAGUCAUGAUUUAUACAAUUGGGCAGUUUAGUUUGCCUUCAGCGUGAAUAACAAUUAUGAAGAUGAGAAGGGAAAGAAAUGGCUGUCCUCUUGUGCUGAGAACAUUCAUCAAAAUUGCGGUUGAUAUGGUGUGUAUUAUUUUGGUUGUCUUCUAGCGAUCAAUUGAUGUCUUAUUGAUGAUUUUAUUGA